Messenger RNA from Gastrolobium bilobum, 1672 nucleotides. Its product is annotated as transcription activator GLK1. The transcript is spliced from 6 exons. Bases 29 to 1294 code for a protein of 421 amino acids. Gene Ontology annotation, cellular component: nucleus. The record is from RefSeq and is a predicted model, not a curated record. Gene Ontology annotation, biological process: positive regulation of DNA-templated transcription. Gene Ontology annotation, molecular function: transcription cis-regulatory region binding; DNA-binding transcription factor activity. NCBI's taxonomy places the organism in Eukaryota, Viridiplantae, Streptophyta, Magnoliopsida, Fabales, Fabaceae.
UGGUUAGAGUGGUAAAAUAGUACUAUUCAUGCUAGCGGAGUCACCUUUGAGGAUCACAAGAGAUGAAAAUGAAAGCCAAGGUGAGAUGGAGAGUUUCUCGAUCGGAGUUGAUGACUUUGCUGACCUUUCCGACGGGAACUUGUUGGAAAGCAUUGACUUCGAUGACCUAUUCGCCGGCAUCGACGUCGACGGUGACAUCUUGCCAGAUCUCGAGAUGGACCCUGAAAUGCUGGCUGAGUUCUCCGUCAGUGGCGGUGAGGAAUCCGAGAUGGUCUCUUCGGUUUCAAUGGUUAACAACAAAUCUGAUAACGAUGAUGAUAGGAAUAUAAUUAACACGACAAAACACGAUGAAGAUAAAACAGCUUCUUCGGAUUCGGGUGCGAAUUCUGGGUCAAGUAGAGGGGAAGAGAUUGUGAGCAAAACAGACGAAUCCGUGGUUGUGAAUCCAUCGCCUAAGGAAGGUGACAAAGUAAGAAAAUCUUCAGCCCUAUCAAAGAAUCCUCAUGGGAAGAGAAAGGUUAAGGUGGAUUGGACCCCAGAGUUGCAUAGGCGAUUUGUGCAGGCAGUAGAACAGCUAGGAGUGGAUAAGGCUGUGCCUUCAAGGAUUUUGGAGAUUAUGGGAAUUGAUUGUCUCACUCGCCAUAACAUUGCUAGCCACCUUCAAAAAUAUAGAUCGCAUAGGAAACAUUUGCUAGCGCGUGAAGCAGAAGCAGCAAGCUGGAGUCAACGGAGGCAAAUGUUUUGUGUAGAUAGAGGAGGUGGAGGCAAGAGAAACGUGAGUCCUUGGCUUGCACCAACAACCAUGGGUUUCCCUCCCAUGACACCAAUACACCAUUUUAGACCCUUACAUGUAUGGGGGCAUCACACGAUGGACCAAUCAUUUAUGCACAUGUGGCCUAAACAUAUACCUUGUUCGCCUUCACCACCAGCAUGGGCACCGCGAGACCCUUCAUUUUGGCAUCAAAUGGCUCCAAAUGCACCAAUCCCAGGAACCCCUUGUUUUGCACGACCUCUGACAACAUCGAGAUUAGGGUCUCCAACUGUCACGGGUAUGCUACCACCACAUGUCAUGUACAAAGUAGAUCCCAGCAUUGGCGUCCCUGCAGGACAACCACGACCUCGACCACUCUUCGACUUCCAUCCGUCAAAGGAGAGCAUAGAUGCAGCUAUUGGAGAUGUUUUAGCAAAACCAUGGUUGCCGCUGCCUCUUGGGCUUAAAGCUCCAGCGCUUGAUGGUGUAAUGGGUGAAUUACAGAGACAAGGAAUUCCAAAAAUUCCACCUUCUUGUGCUUGAACGGCAAUCCUAUAUGGGAGAGGAAUUUUUUUUUCCCUCAUAAAUAUUGGGAGCGCUGUGAAGGCCACAAAACCCUAAUUCGACGACUUCUCAAUUCUCAACUAUUGCAUGAUAGAUCUAAGCUAGGAUGCGAGCGCUUUCUUCAUAUUGUUCUUGUUUUUGCUUGUUUUAGCAAUAGAGACUUUUAAGAUCUUUAUUUAAUUUGUUCAAGUGCUGUAUCCAGCACGAAUACUUUGAAUUGAAGUCUUUAUCAUCAGCCAUUUUGUCUAAUAUGUGUGAUUAUAAUGGCUGUGAUUUUUGUAUUAGUCGUAGAUGAUAUGUUGAGACUAAUAAGGUGAGGAAUCUCAAUAAAGUACUUUAUUGAAAGAUUUUUUUUUG